CUCUCUGAGCUCAACAGUCAUUUUCUGCUUGGAUUUACUGCACACUUUCAUAAUUCACUUUUCUUUUGGGAAAAUGACCAUUAAACAUUUCUCCAUUGAAUAUGAUUCAAUCAAUAGCCAAAAUGUCUUCACAAAUGGAGACACCAUGAAUGGAAGAAUUAUUUUGGAGAUCUCCAAAGAAACUACAAUUCAAUCACUAACUUUUAUUGGAAAAGGAAAAGCAAAGGUUCGCUGGCAGGAACAUUAUGGACAACAUGAUCAUCGUUACUACUGGUCUGAUGAAAAAUAUUAUGAUGUCAAGCAAUAUAUCUUGCGAGAUGGUGAUCAAAUAAUCACCAAAGGAAGACAUGUGUUCCCUUUUACCUUCAAGAUACCUGACAGAAAUAUGCCAUCAUCAUUCAAUUCAGGGAUCGGCCAAAUUACUCAUAAGGUUAAUGCAGAGCUCAAACAAUCGAUGAGGUUCACAAAAAGAGCUAAAGCCCACUUCACUUUUGUCUCCAAAGCAGACAUGGGGAUACCUGGACUUAUGGAACCUCAACACGAUUGCACUGAUAAAAGUCUCAGUGUCUUUGGCUCUGGAACAAUUUCAAUGGAUGUUCACACAAACAGAAUGGGAUACCAGCAAGGAGACAAUCUCCAACUCAAAGUUGAAAUUCACAACCAGUCAUCUCGUGCUGUGAAGCCCAAAUUCAUACUCUACGAACGGCAGAAUUUCUUUGCCCAGGGUCACAGGAGACAAAACACAACGAAGAUCCUUAAGGAGAAAGUAAAGACCAUUGAGGCGCAUAGCCAAGAAACUGUGAAGAAGACGAUCACCAUCCCCAGAGAGCUUCCAUCCUCCAUUCUGAAUUGCUCUAUCAUCAAGCGGGAAUACAGGCUGAAGAUCUCUCUGGAUAUCAAGUACUCGGUGGACCCAGAGAUCAAGCUUCCAAUUGUUGUCCUACCUGCCUUUGAGGUUCCUGACAUAAAACAACCACCUGGUCCUGAUGUCUUUGGAUUUGAGACAUUUACAAACUCAAACCAACCAACAUGGAGCCAAGCACACCAGCAUCAAGCAGCACCCCAACCACUGGAGCCCCCUCCACCAUAUGCAGCACACGCAGCAUACUCAUCCUCGCGUAGUCAUUACUAAAUUGGACACUUACUAUAAAUCGCAUUCCAAUGUGUUUCCAUCGCAAUUAAACACAAUGUACCGAGAAUGGCAAAGAAACUACCUAGAAACACAAAGAAACUAAAACAAUAGUUCCCAAAAUGUUUAAAAUUAAAAAACACAGGUGAGAUAAGUUUUUGUUAUUUUAGAACACAUAAAAACUAGUACUUUCAACAUUGCUUAAUCACAAUUGCCUAAAAAUGUCAUCCAAUACUUCUCUACAAGAGAGGAGAAAUAUGAGCCAUAGCACUUCAGUAUGUGGAAUCAAACUAUGGAAUGGAUUGAGUAAGGACCUCAAGCAAUGCACAACGAUGAGCCAAUUCAAGAAACAAUACAAGCAGUUGAUGUUUGCUAAAUACAAGGAUGAAGAGUCUUGAACCAGUCAUGAUGUGCUAUACAUAUCACUAUAUUGACACUUACUAUGGUACCCAUAAUGUCAUUGUAUGGUCAUAUCACCUUGUACUUCCGUAUGAGGUGCAUUAUUAUAUACAUAUAAAAAAAAACUAAACUGUAUUAUGGAAAGCAGGAAGUGAACAAAUGUAACAGUUACUGACUGUAAAAGUACCAGAUGCAUGGGUAGGAUUUAAUAAGCUUUGCUUCUUCCUACUCCUUUUGGACAUGUGGAACUGUGAACUGAUUAUGUGAUGCACUCAAUUGUAAUCCGAUGCAUGUUCAAAUGAAAUAAAACCAUUACCAUCA
Molecule: messenger RNA, 1849 nt
Organism: Doryrhamphus excisus (bluestripe pipefish)
Lineage: Eukaryota; Metazoa; Chordata; Actinopteri; Syngnathiformes; Syngnathidae
Product: arrestin domain-containing protein 3-like
Biological process (GO): protein transport
Cellular component (GO): plasma membrane; cytoplasm
Source: RefSeq, a predicted model, not a curated record